Messenger RNA from Aspergillus novofumigatus IBT 16806, 229 nucleotides. RefSeq lists its product as uncharacterized. The record is from RefSeq and is a predicted model, not a curated record. NCBI's taxonomy places the organism in Eukaryota, Fungi, Ascomycota, Eurotiomycetes, Eurotiales, Aspergillaceae. Bases 32 to 187 code for a protein of 51 amino acids. The transcript has 3 exons.
CGCCUGGAGCUGCUCUGCAUUCCCUACCAAUAUGGGAUUGGUGGACAAGGCCCCGGGGUCAGUGGGCGCCUCCUCUUCGUGCAGAGACUGCAAUGCUGCUUCUUGCAACACCGAGUGUGCUUCCCUGGGCAGGAUUCUAAAGACUGCUAUUGCUCAGGAGGUUGCCAUUGCGUGCAUUAAGUUCUAGGCUGUAUCAGCUCGACUCGGCGCGUUAGAGCUAUGUUUAUUC